GCAAUCGUUUGGAUAAAAGAGAAAACAGCGCUAGAGUUUGGGAACUGGAUCUCUUUUUCUUGGAUUGGUCGUUGGGAAGCAAAUGAAAAUGUUGGAGAUUUGUCUAAAAUUGGUGGGCUGUAAAUCCAAAAAAGGUCUUUCUUCGUCCUCCAGCUGUUACUUGGAAGAAGCGCUUCAGCGGCCGGAUUUCGAGGCCCCGGGUCUGUCCGAGGCGGCGCGCUGGAACUCCAAAGAGAAUCUGCUGGCGGGACCCAGCGAAAAUGACCCCAAUCUGUUCGUAGCGCUGUAUGACUUCGUCGCGAGCGGCGAUAACACUCUCAGCAUCACCAAAGGAGAGAAGCUGAGGGUUCUGGGAUACAAUCACAAUGGCGAGUGGUGCGAGGCGCAGACCAAGAACGGCCAGGGCUGGGUUCCCAGCAACUACAUCACGCCCGUCAACAGCCUGGAGAAGCACAGCUGGUACCACGGGCCCGUGUCCCGCAACGCCGCCGAGUACCUUCUGAGCAGCGGCAUCAACGGCAGCUUCCUGGUGCGCGAGAGCGAGAGCAGCCCGGGACAGAGGUCCAUCUCGCUGCGCUGCGAGGGCCGCGUCUACCACUACCGCAUCAACACGGCCUCCGACGGCAAGCUGUAUGUUUCGUCGGAGAGCCGCUUUAACACUCUGGCGGAGCUGGUUCACCAUCAUUCCACCGUGUCUGACGGUCUGAUCACCACGCUGCAUUACCCAGCGCCCAAACGCAACAAGCCCACCAUCUACGGCGUCUCGCCCAACUACGACAAGUGGGAGAUGGAGCGCACAGAUAUCACCAUGAAGCACAAGCUGGGAGGAGGGCAGUAUGGAGAGGUGUACGAGGGCGUCUGGAAGAAAUACAACCUGACCGUGGCUGUCAAAACACUGAAGGAGGACACAAUGGAAGUGGAGGAGUUUUUAAAAGAAGCUGCGGUCAUGAAAGAAAUCAAACACCCAAACCUGGUGCAGCUCUUAGGUGUCUGCACACGGGAACCUCCGUUUUACAUCAUCACCGAGUUCAUGACCCACGGAAACCUGCUGGAUUACCUGCGUGAGUGUAAUCACGAGGAGGUCAAUGCUGUGGUGCUGCUCUACAUGGCCACGCAGAUCUCCUCCGCCAUGGAAUAUCUGGAGAAGAAGAACUUCAUCCACAGGGAUCUGGCUGCCCGUAACUGCUUAGUUGGGGAAAACCACUUGGUUAAAGUGGCAGAUUUUGGACUGAGUCGCCUGAUGACUGAAGAAACCUACAUAGCCCAUGUAGGAGCCAAGUUUCCCAUUAAAUGGACCGCCCCGGAGAGUCUGGCCUAUAACAAAUUCUCCAUCAAGUCAGACGUGUGGGCAUUUGGAGUCCUGCUUUGGGAAAUCGCCACCUAUGGGUUGUCUCCGUAUCCUGGAAUCGACUUGUCCCAAGUGUACGAGCUACUAGAGAAAGAUUACCGCAUGGACAGACCCGAGGGAUGCCCAGAGAAAGUCUAUGAGCUCAUGAGGGCCUGUUGGAGGUGGAACCCUGCAGAGCGGCCUUCUUUUGCUGAAACCCACCAGGCGUUUGAGACGAUGUUUCAAGAGUCCAGCAUCUCCGACGAGGUGGAGAAAGAGUUGGGCAAAAAGGGUAAGAAGCUGACACUGGGUCCGAUACAGCAGGCUCCAGAACUUCCCACUAAGACGAGGACACUGCGAAGACAUACGGACAGCAGGGAUGGCGACAGUCCCGACGCAGCAGAGGCCGAGGUAACCGGGCCCCCGAUGCUCCCGAGGCCUGUCCUUGAUAGCAACUUAAACGAAGACGAUCGCCUCCUAGCCAAAGAUAAAGAUAAGUUCCGAAUGAAUCCGUUCAGUUUAAUCAAGAAAAAGAAGAGAACGGCUCCGGCACCACCUAAACGCAGCAGCUCCUUCGGGAAGAUGGAUGGGCAACUGGAUCGUAGAGGACUGGCUUCCGAAUGCAGAGAUGAUUUUAACAAUGGCGCUUCCACUAACGACGGCAUCGACCCUUCUAAAUUGGUCGGCUCCAACAGUACAACGAUUGUCGGAGUCACCAAUGGAGCCAUGGUUUUUCCCGGUCAGCUCUUUCCAUCUCAUUCACGGAAAAAGGGGACAACAUCGGCCGGCGGAGGGAAGCUUGCCACGACUCCACCUGCAGAAGAAGACCCCAUGUCAAACUCCAAGCGCUUCUUAAGGUCUUCUUCCACCUCUAGCAUGCUUCCGGGGUCCGAGCGCACCGAGUGGAAGUCGGUCACCUUGCCCCGUGAUAUCCAGUUGUCUCACUUCGACUCGGGAACCUUUGGAGGAAAGCCAGCUCUGCCUCGCAAGAAAGCCGAUUGUGUGCCCCGUGGUGGCACCCUUACUCCGCCACCGCGCCUUCCCAAGAAAACCGACUCGGAUGCACCAGACGAAGUGUUUAAGGACUCGGAGUCUAGUCCUGGAUCAAGUCCUUUGACUCGGACACCGAAGCUCAGCCAUCGGACGGAAAGCUCCAAAACGAGCGCCUUGCAAGCAGAGCUGUUCAAACCCAAUGUGCUUCCUCUUCCAGGAGACGAAUGCAGACCUCGUAGGCUCAAGAACUCUUCCGAAGUCCCUGUACAAAGAGACCGAGAGAAGGGGAAGUUCGCCAAACCCAAACCAGCUCCUCCUCCGCCUCCGGUCUCGAGCGGCAAAUCCGGAAAGACUUCGAGGAGUCCCACUUUUGACGUUUCUUCAGAUACCAAAGCCAAAGGCUCGUCUGAACACAACCCUCCAAGUUCCGGAUCCGCAGAACAAGGCAAAGGCAUGAGUCUUUCCCAAGAAUGUGCUAAGAAUGUACCAAAAAACACCUCAAAAGUGCAGCCCCCAAAGACGACUUCUAUAUCCCCAAGCAGUCAGCUGCCAGGAAUGGGAACCGGAUCGGCUGCCGGUGAUCCGGGAUCCAAUUUCAUUCCCCUCAUGACGACCCGCCGCUCACUAAGGAAGACGCGCCAGCCGUCGGAGCGGCUCUCCAACUCCUGCAUCACGCGCGAGAUGCUCUUGGAGAGCACCGAGCUCCUGCGAGCCGCCAUCGGCCGCAUUACGGAGCAGACCGGCAGCCAUAGCGCGGUGCUGGAAGCCGGCAAGAAUCUGUCCAAGUAUUGCGCGACCUACGUCGAGUCCAUCCAGCAGAUGCGCAACAAGUUUGCUUUCCGCGAAGCCAUCAAUAAGUUGGAGAGCAGCCUGCGCGAGCUGCAGAUCUGCCCCGCCGCCACCGGGGGAGCCAACACGCCUCAAGACUUUUCAAAGCUGCUUUCCUCCGUCAAGGAGAUCAGUGACAUUGUUCAGAGGUAGCGGAGAAGAGCACGGAUGCGACCGGUGUCAUCUGCGUGUCUGGGGCUUCUCUGGUGAUGUGAGCCACCUCGGCUUUUCUCAUGCCAAAUAGAGGAACGUUUCCGAACGGUUCAGUGUCUUAUUACUGUGCACAAGUGCAGGGGAACCGUUCCACUUGGCGAUCUUAAGGUAGCCCAGGUUCAAGUCGUAGUGACUUGAUUGAGUCUCUGUAAUUCCUUGACUUUCCUCACUGCAAAAAAUGGUUUUCUUUCUUAGUAUUUGUCUUGUUUUCUAGUGUAAAUGUCUUCAAAUUCUGGAAUUAA
Sinocyclocheilus grahami is the source of this 3603-nucleotide messenger RNA. Its product is annotated as tyrosine-protein kinase ABL1-like. NCBI's taxonomy places the organism in Eukaryota, Metazoa, Chordata, Actinopteri, Cypriniformes, Cyprinidae. Bases 83 to 3301 code for a protein of 1072 amino acids. Gene Ontology annotation, biological process: protein phosphorylation. The transcript is spliced from 11 exons. The record is from RefSeq and is a predicted model, not a curated record. Gene Ontology annotation, molecular function: protein binding; non-membrane spanning protein tyrosine kinase activity; ATP binding.